Molecule: messenger RNA, 1087 nt
Organism: Megalobrama amblycephala (Wuchang bream)
Lineage: Eukaryota; Metazoa; Chordata; Actinopteri; Cypriniformes; Xenocyprididae
Product: CMRF35-like molecule 8
Exons: 2
Coding region: 315-725 (136 amino acids)
Source: RefSeq, a predicted model, not a curated record
AUUUCAUAUUUACAUCCAUUCAAACUCUCUUACAAAGUAAAUCAAAAUCAUCUUGGUAAAAGUCAUUUUCCUGGUCUGUCUGAUAUCAGAUAUCAAAACUCAAAAGAAAAGAAACAGAAAAGAAUUGAAAGAGAAAGCAAUUGCUCUCACAGCGGGCAUAAACCACUCACACUUACCACACACUCCUCACACUCGCUCAACAGAUGCCCACGCAUGCGCAGAGAGAGAGAGUGUGUGUGUGUGUGUGUGUGAGAGAGAGAGAGAGAGCAGUUCUUCAUGAAGUCUGUCCACCAGCUGCACACAGAUAAAGCAGAAUGAUCCUCAUCUGUGAUCAUAAACUUCUCAUAUUUAACCUGCUGCUCAUCAUGUCAGUGGUGGCAUGUGAGAUGAAGAUCUUGACUUUCACUGCUUAUGAAGGAGGAAAAGUUGAAAUACGGUGUCCCUAUGAGUCUGAAUAUGAAACAUAUAAGAAAUAUCUCUGCAGAGGAAAAUGUCCAUAUAUACACAAUAAAGACAUUCCUGCUGAAUCUGGAUCUGCUAAAGACGAGAGAUUCUCUCUGACCGAUAACACAACGACCCACAUCUUCACCGUCACAAUCACUGAUCUGAGAACAGAAGAUCAAGGACAAUACUGGUGUGCUGUGAAGACAGAAAUUCUACAAAAGCGUCACUAUACAGAGAUUCAUCUGGAGAUUAAACAUGGUAAGUCAGAAUAUACUGUAUGAGUGAAAUAGUUCAUAAGUGCACACAGAUAUGGUGAAAAAUACAUAAGCAUAACUAAUAUAUCACUAAUAUACUGCAAAAGUAACAUUACAGAAGUCUCUUUGUGUCUGUGAGAGUAUGUAUCGUGUGUUAUAAAGAUGUAAAGAGGUGAGCUGUGUUGCCAAUCGCUUUCAGCUGAAAGUAGUGCUUUAUAUAUAUAUAUAAUAUAAGAUACAGGAUGAAAAGGGUUUAUUUGUCCUUCUCAACAAGAAUUAAGUCAGAGUCAGUCACAGGUCUCUGCAAAUUCUUUCUGAUCAUUUACCUUAUCUGUGUUACCACAAUAACCAGAGGCCUGCUGUUAGCUGCAUUUGGGGUGCUAGUUGCA